AUGACGGCCCCCCGCGGUGUGAGGCUGGCGCUGGCCUGUGCCGCACUCCUCGCGCGGGCAUCGACGGCGCGGCCCGGCGCGGCGCUGCCGCCAGCAGAGGAGCACGCGCGCGCCCCCGAUCCCUACGGGAUGUUCGACAACUCGCCGAUCCUCCUGCUGAAAGCCUGUGGGCGAGGAGAGCAGGAGCUGCUGAUGGGCGAGAUCGAGGAUCACCCUUGCACGCUCAUCGACCAGGUCGGGAAGGAGGGCGCGUGCUCCGUGACGGCCGUCAUCUGCCCAAAGCCGCUGCACUUCGAGCAUGCCGCCGCCGAGGUCUUCAGGGAUGAUGCCGGAGCGUACCUGCGAGGCGCCGGCCUCCCGCGGGCUUGGGACCGCCGCUCUCAGAGGAGCGACGAUUUCUACGCGCAGUGGCGCAGCUACGACGACAUCCUCACCAGUCGGGGGAGCGUAAGACCCGGGUUUGCCGGGACUCGGGUUCGCCAUCGUUUUUUGACGACCGCGACUCGGAUUUUGACGAGGAGGAGUUUCGUGGGAUGUCUGCAGCGGGAGGCCUCGUCAAAAUGCAGGCUCGGCCUCGUCAUUUUUUUGACGACCUCGUCGGGGAUUUCCGAGUCCCCCGUACCCGGGUCUUACGUCUCCCCGAACCAGGCUCCAGGACGUGGUGGAUGCCGCGCCCGGCGUGGCCGUGCUGGAGAGCCUCGAGCCGGCCACCCACGAGGGGCGCGUGAUCAAAGCCGUGCGCAUCCGUGA
Molecule: messenger RNA, 750 nt
Organism: Prorocentrum cordatum
Lineage: Eukaryota; Dinophyceae; Prorocentrales; Prorocentraceae
Source: the annotation of a GenBank genome assembly